AUGGAUUAAGGCUAGAAAGAAAAGGAAUCUUAAAGCGAUGAAUAGUUAAUAGAUAAAUUUAAGGAAUAGAUGGAAUUCUAUUUGAAAGAAAUAAAUUUAAAUUAAAAGAAAGAAAAAACAGCUGUUAUUUUAUUUGGUAAAACAAGAGUUGGAAAAUCAACAAUUUAUCAUAUUUUAAAAGGUGAUGAAUUAGCUGAAACUAAGACAGAAACAUUAGAAGUGAAAACUGUUGAAGAAUCGUUAAUUGGUUAGAAGGGUGAUUCUAUGACCAAAACUCCAAAUAUUUAUAGUUUAUCUUAAGAAAUAGAUAUUAUAGACACCCCUGGAUUUGAUGACAAUCAAAAUCGCUUAGAUGAUUUAACUCCUUAAAUUUAAUUAUUAGAAUUAUUAAAAUCUUAUAAAAAUAUAAUACUAUUAAUUGUUAUUCACUUUUAGAUGAAUAAUCGCGAAUGCUAUAGAUAACCUUUAUUUUUAGCUGAAAAUUUAUUUAAUAGUAAAGAAGAAAUUAAUACUAUGUUUAACAAUAAUAGAAUUUGCUUAAUUGUAAACCAAAUUAAGGAUUGGUAACUGAAUAUGCUUAAUGAAUGGUUAGUUAAGGAAAUUAAUUAAGAAGAUAACCCAAUAUAGAAAGCUAAUAUAGCAUAUUCUGUGUCAAAAGAAUUUUAUUAAAGGCUCAAAAAUAUAAUAUUUGAUUUAUAAAUUUUACCAGAAAAGCAUUAAUAAGAAUAAUUCAAAAAUAACAUCCAUGAUUUUAUUAAAUAAAAUAGGGAUCAUGAAAUAAGUAUUAAUUUUAAAUUGAGCAUAACCGAAUAAGCUGUAUUAUAACUUUAAAAGAUAUUAAUUGGAAUUAGAGAUAUUUUUUAAGUUGAAAUAGACUAAUCUAUUACAAAAUUCAUUUAAAAAACUUAAGAAUUAGAUGAAUUAUAGAAAAAAAGAGAUUAAUUAAUGCAAUUCUGCUAAAUUAUAGAUUAUGAUAUCCCAAUGUUAUUUUUAAAUAAAUUCUAUUAUUAAGAUUUAACAAAAUAUUAUACUGCAUUAAAAUAUGAGGAAUGCAAAUCAACAAAGCUUGAAGAACUCAGAUAUUUAUUUGAAUAGAACAUUAUAGAGAAUUUGUUGUAAUGUUUAAAAGAAAUAUAAAUAGAUCUUAGAUAAUUUAAAAUAUCUAACAAGAAUAAGAAAUAGGAAGUUUGA
Paramecium sonneborni is the source of this 1191-nucleotide messenger RNA. The record is from the annotation of a GenBank genome assembly. Lineage: Eukaryota; Ciliophora; Oligohymenophorea; Peniculida; Parameciidae.